Messenger RNA from Microbotryum saponariae, 3285 nucleotides. The record is from the annotation of a GenBank genome assembly. NCBI's taxonomy places the organism in Eukaryota, Fungi, Basidiomycota, Microbotryomycetes, Microbotryales, Microbotryaceae.
AUGGCCCCCAAGACGGACAAGUCGUCGUCGGGCGCUGGCGCGGGUUCUGGCUCUGGCUCGAGCUCACCGCGGUUCCCCUACAACAUGCUCCAUCUCGGCCUGCUAGCGCUCGUGCUUGCGCUCGCUCUCCAUCGUCACGUCCUCGGUGGUGAGUCUCGUUCCUACUCAUCAACCCUCGUGGUCGCAUCACAAGCUUCGGGAAAUAGCCAGCGUGUAGAUGAGGCCGCGGAGGGAGCUACAUACAGUCGGCCAAGCGCAGGCCUGUGACGGGGAGCAGCCUCGUCGAUCGCCUGCCAAGUCGGAUCUCCGUCACCCGCGAUUGCGCAACCCUGGUCACACACAUAUGUGGAGCAUUUACGCCCAAGAUAGAUCAGUUCCAGUCUAUUCGCAUCUGCGAUGAUGCAUUCCGACCACCUUCCCAACGCCGUACACAUCUUGACAAAUCUUCAGUCUUGUGAAUUUGCCCGAUGGACAACUAACCUCCCAUAUGCACUUUCCAUCACAGAUGCGGGGGAUCGUCAUCACUGCCGUGCACUACUCAACGAAGGGAGAUGGCUCGAAUCGGCCCACCAAGUCUGGCAACCGGACGGGUGUAUGCUGCAUCCUUACAAGCCCAAGGAGGUGACCCAGUGCUUCGCCGACCGACAUGUCGUCUUUAUUGGCGACAGCACCGUUCGUCAAGUAUACUGUGGGUUGAUUUUAUGCAAAACCUUUCCCCCGGAGGUGAUCUUUUCUGAUGUGUGGAUGGUUCGUAUCCACUGAACAGACGCGAUGGUCAAGCAGGCCGACAAAUCGAUCGACACCACGGCCGAAAAGCAUUCCGAUCGCGUGCUUACCGUCAACGGCGUGACGUAUUCGUUCUACUGGGAUCCGUUCCUCAACAGCACCCGAUUCACGCAGCUCGUCGGCGGUACGUUGGCGUCAAACGUCGGAGGAGUGACCCCGACGCUCGCCGUCAUCGGCAGUGGCAUCUGGUACCUGCGACAUCCCGACUCGGGUGGAUUCGACAAGUGGAGUCAGCGCAUGGACGCCCUCUUCCUAGGGCUCGACCCCGAACGUGCGGCCAAGAUCGCCGAUGCAGUCAUUCUCAUGCCCGUUGAGAAUGCGCUCGAAUCGAAACUCUCGCCUGAACGCGCCGCGACAGUGCAUCUCGACGACAUCAACCAGAUGAACUCGGUGCUCGACAAGAAGCUGCACGAGCGCGCGGCGGUUCAAAAGACGUACUCCAUGCGCCCUACGUUGGCCAUUCCUCGUGUCUUCAACAAAGUCAUCGCCGGCCUCGACGAAGAGACCGACGACGGCUUGCACUUUUCCGACGCCGUCGUCAAAGUUCAAGCGACGAUCUUGCUCAACAUGCGAUGCAAUGAUGUUCUACCGAAAAAGUUUCCCUUCGACAAGACGUGCUGCAACUCGUACCCUACGCCGAACUGGGUUCAGAUCCUGGUCCUCGCGAUCUGCAUGGGCUGGGGACCGAUCGGACUCUACAUGCAAUGGAAAUGUGAGUCGACUUUGAAGCAAAGGCUAGCUGCAAUCUAAAAGACUGAAGAGACUACUCCCUUGCACUUUCAGCCGACAUUCACCCAUCGGCCUUGCGUUUCUUCCCCGAGGCCAAGUUUUUGGUGCCCCUCUCGAUUUUCGGCCUUUCGAUUGGCUUGCUCUUCCUCGCCGAUCGAACGGGCCUGUUCCUCAAGGAGAAUAAACAGUACGAUUCUUUAACGUUUGGAUUGCUGUGCGCUGCCUCUGUCGUCGCUGGUGUCCUGACGAUGAAACCCGCCGAGAAGGAUCUCGGGUUCCUCAAUCGCGACCAGACGGAUGAGUGGAAAGGGUGGAUGCAAAUCGCCAUCCUGAUCUACCACUACCUUGGCGCCUCCAAGAUCAGUGGCAUCUACAACCCGAUACGGGUGCUCGUCGCCGCUUACCUCUUCAUGAGCGGCUACGGCCAUCUCAGCUUCUUCCUCAAAAAGGCCGACUAUGCAUUUGCUCGUGUGGCCAACAUCUUGAUUCGUUUGAACUUGUUGACCGUCGUCUUGUCGUAUCUGAUGGACACGGACUACCUUUCAUACUACUUCUCACCCCUUGUCACCAUCUGUGAGUGCAUGCAUCACUUCGUCACGUUGCGGGGCCCUCUGACUCACUGACGCAUUUCUCUGAUAUUAGGGUUCGGCAUCAUCUGGGUCACCAUGUGGAUCGGACACCAGCACAAUGACAAGCCGGCGUUCUUGGUCUCUAAGCUAGUCGUCGCCGCCGGCUUGACCGCUGCCUACUUCGAGAUCGAAGGACCUCUGGAAGCGACGUUUACUAUCAUCAACACGAUCUUUGCGACGGCAUGGAACGCCAAGGAAUGGCGCUUCCGCGUCACGCUCGAUAUGUGGAUUGUCUGGAUUGGCAUGUUCACCGCGUACGCCUUCAUCCUCAUCAAAGACAAUCGCCUCAUGGAACAUCCGUCGUGGGCCAAAUGGCAACGAUCAGCCAUCAUCGGCAGUGCGAUAUCCAUGGUGGGGUACUUCGUCUAUGAGAUGUCUCGAGCGAACAAGUUCGUGUACAACGCAUCCCACCCUUACGUCUCUGCGCUGCCCGUCUUGGCUUUCGUCGUCUUGCGCAACGCGACGCCGUCUCUCAGGUCGACGUCGAGCAAGUUCUUCAUCUUCUUUGGGCAGUGCUCGCUCGAGACGUUCAUCAUCCAGUUCCACUUUUUCAUCGCUGGAGAGUGAGUCCAUUCUUCUGCGACUUCAAGUCGUGGUCGCGAUGUACAGAAACUGACGAAAUUCUACCUAUUUUCCCCUCCAGCACUCGAGGCAUCAUCAUGAUGAUCCCUGGAGGUCCUCUCUUGCGACCCAUCAACUUCACCGUCACUUCGAUCAUCUUUGUCUACAUCUCGAACCAAGUCGCCACCGCAACGGGCUCCCUGACCUCUUGGAUCUGCGCCCCUGCCGCGAACCCGAACGCAGGUCGACUCCCCAUCGCCAAUCUCAGCGCGAGUGUGCCUGCAACCGCUCGAGCACCGGCAGGAGCACCUUCGGAAUACGUCGCUCUAGCAACCGUCGGGGAAUCGUUCGAGGUGGACGAGAAGGAUCCUCCGAUCUUGACACCUCCACCUGCUCCGGAAACGGUCGUAACCAAAUUCGGGAACUACGUCAAGACCGAUCUCAAGCUUCGGUUCCUCGCCAUCAUUGUUGGGUUAUGGUUCUUGAAUGAGCUUUGUGAGUCGUCAAUUACCUUUCAUCGCCCAAGCUGCGGCAAUAGCCCCUGACAACGUUCGGAUUUUGCCUUUCAGACCCGUCAUAA